Molecule: messenger RNA, 694 nt
Organism: Mus musculus (house mouse)
Lineage: Eukaryota; Metazoa; Chordata; Mammalia; Rodentia; Muridae
Gene: Ndufc1
Product: NADH:ubiquinone oxidoreductase subunit C1
Exons: 5
Coding region: 282-512 (76 amino acids)
Cellular component (GO): respiratory chain complex I; mitochondrion; mitochondrial inner membrane
Source: RefSeq, a predicted model, not a curated record
CCUGCCUUUCUCUCGGUGGGGUAGACUCACCCAGAUGGUGUCAUCAUAGCUUGAGUAUCAAGUGCCAAAAUGGAGAUGUUUUAAGAAGAGCCCACUAAGUCCGGGUUCUUGGGAACCUUGUACUGAAUGAAGGUAGGAGUCUGGCCCACCUGCGAGUCCCAGUUCUGCUGCCAGGGGGCGCUGCGCUCUGCGCCACCAACCGGAGAUGCGCGCGCAGGGAGAAGGCGGUGCCAGCUCGGCCAAACGAGCAACCCGAGAAGAGGCGGAGCCUGCGGAACAAGAUGGCGCCGUCCGUAGUGCUGCGCUCGUUUUCGCGGCUGCUGGCCCCCGCCCGGCUGCCGAGCUGCUCUUCAACACGGUCGAAGUUCUAUGUCCGGGAGCCAGUCAAUGCCAAACCUAACUGGUUGGCAGUUGGACUGUCCGUGGGCGCCUCGGUUUUCAUGUGGAUUUAUCUCAUCCAAACACACAAUGAAGAUGUUUUGGAGUAUAAAAGAAGAAAUGGAUUGGAAUAAACUUUGGAAAUAAUACAGUCAGCUUCAUGUGAUGAUCACAGUCCUUCCUCUGGAUUCACCCUCAGUGACGGAUGUGAGAAAAGAGUUACAUGCGAAUAUGAGUCAGUCAACACGUUUUGCAUGGUUAAGUUAAAGAAAUAAAAAUACUCGCGCUCCUCAUGUGUAGACGGAGUCACUGGUCA